Oncorhynchus tshawytscha (Chinook salmon) is the source of this 2689-nucleotide messenger RNA. RefSeq names its product homeobox D4a (gene hoxd4a). Gene Ontology annotation, molecular function: DNA-binding transcription factor activity, RNA polymerase II-specific; RNA polymerase II cis-regulatory region sequence-specific DNA binding. The transcript is spliced from 2 exons. The record is from RefSeq and is a predicted model, not a curated record. Gene Ontology annotation, cellular component: nucleus. Gene Ontology annotation, biological process: regulation of transcription by RNA polymerase II; anterior/posterior pattern specification; embryonic skeletal system morphogenesis. Bases 119 to 889 code for a protein of 256 amino acids. Lineage: Eukaryota; Metazoa; Chordata; Actinopteri; Salmoniformes; Salmonidae.
AAAUUGCUGCUGUAGGUGUGCAGUGUAUACCCGUUAAUGAACUAGCUUUACCUCCAUUGGCCAAUCUGGUCACAUGGUUCCCUAACUUUAUUCAGUUGACAGCAAGUAGGAGGGCUUUAUGGAGGGUGGAAAAAAAGACAACUCGAGAAAAAUUUGUAUUUUCUACCUUCAGAAAUUAAUGACCAUGAGUUCGUUUAUGGUGGACUCUAAGUAUGUGGACCCAAAAUUUCCUCCUUGUGAGGAAUAUUCGCAAAAUAGCUAUAUACCUGACCAGGGGACAGACUACUACGGUCCAGCGCAGGACCCAGGUUUCCAGCAUCCAGGAAUCUAUCCACGGUCAAACUACACUGAGCAACCCUUCAGUUGUACCACUGUGCAGGGUUCUACAGUGCAGCCGCGGGGUCAUGUGCAUGAGCGAGCCAGCCACACUAGCCCUUUCACUGCACAGACCGAGCCGUGUCCCCCGGUCCAAGUGACUGGCCCCCGGACUUGUGGACAGCAACAAAACACAAAGAACCAACAUGGGAUACAAGCCAAGCAGCCUACAGUAGUUUACCCCUGGAUGAAGAAACACCACGUUACUACGGUAAACCCGGACUACACAGGACCUGAACCGAAACGGUCUCGGACAGCUUAUACAAGACAGCAGGUUUUGGAACUGGAAAAGGAGUUUCAUUUUAACAGGUAUCUGACCAGGCGGCGUCGCAUAGAGAUUGCCCAUACACUCGUUCUCUCCGAGCGUCAGAUCAAAAUCUGGUUUCAAAACAGAAGAAUGAAAUGGAAAAAAGACCACAAACUACCGAACACAAAGGGAAGAUCUGCAUCGGCUUCCAGCCAACAUUUACAAAGUAUUCAGAAGGAUAACCAGACUGAUAUCACAACUUUAUGAAUAUUGUGGGAAAUUUUGAAUCUUACAUGAACUGUAGGCCUAUAAAAACUAUUUCCCAUUUGACUUUGCAUGAUCUCAAACAUGGCAUUUUCGUCAUAGGCAGUUACAUUCAGAAGGACCCUCGAUGUGUGUUGGCUCGCUGAAUUGAGUCAACUUCCAACAUUGUAACUGAUAGGUGCUCAGAAGAUACGAGUGCGUCACUACAUGCUUCACAUGCUUCAAAGAGGUAGCAGUAGAUCGAACGAGAACUUUCGCUUUCGGACGAAAGCCUGUUAAAGAGGUUUUCAUAUUGGCAGGCCUACUCUUCUUGCUUGCUAUGGUUCUCUUUCCACCACACAAGUCAGAGUACUGCCUGAACAUUUAUAUCUUUAUUUAAAAGGGGGAAAAAACGUACAAUUAUGUGAAACUUUUGUACACGUUAAUAGGAAAUUGUCUUGUGAUGAAAUCAAGCUUCUAAAAAGAACCAUAUUUGAUUCAUAUAUUGCAAAAAAAAUAAAAUGGCCAUUGCACACAAAGCAUCAGUUGUUCCAUACAUUUGUGACAAUAUUUGUUACUUUUAUAUAGCCUAGUUUUUUUUAAAGUAGUGAACUCGUAUUUAUGGGUGCUAACUGGUUGAAUUUUUCUGUUUACGUUUUCUGAUCUUUUAUACAAUAAAGUUUUUAAAAUGGCGUUAAAUUCUAUUGAGAAACAAGACAUUCCUGUGUGCAGACCUUUCCCAGUGCCCUUAUUCGGUUAUAAAUCUCUCUUGACAUCUUUGUAAACAGUGUACAUUUAAAGAGGGUCUCACAUAUGGCAUCUGAAACUCUUUCAUGAGUUCCCUUGUCCUUUGCAUCGAAUUUAUAUUUUGUAAGAUACUUCGCUAUUUUUAUUUUGAUCCAUAUCAAACAGAACACUAUUAAAACUCUAUAUUAAAUGUGAAGGACGUUGAGGACUAAAAAUAGGUGUCAUAUGUUUCCCCCAUUUUUAUUAUUCAAAUUUUGUAAUAUAGUGUUUAAAUUUCAUUAUGAUUAUUUAUUUAAUUAAAUAUCUGUACAUUUCCUAAAACCCACAACUGUUCUGAACGUGUUUGAGAAACAAACGUUUAUUUAAUGAGAUAUGUUCAAAACUGUUGUGGAUUAUUAGAAUUGUCUCUUUUGUUAUGCAUUGUAAAAUCGUUUAAUUCAUGCUCUUAGCUGGCGUUAAAAUCUAACUAUGGCAUUCAUUUAUACCAAACCAAGCCACACAUGCAUUCAUGUCAUGUUUCAAGACAGAUAUUCCUGUAUUACUCCAAUCAUCGUCCUCGUGACAAAAAUAAUCAUAACCUCUUGUGUUGCGAAGAUGUCUUCCCUCUGAAGAGUCUUCAUGAUGAGAAGUUGAAAAGCUAUUUCAACUGAAGUUCGACAAAAAGCUCCAAAGGCAGGUUCAUCCAGAGGACACUGUUUCUAUCGCCUUAGACACAUUUCAGCCGCGAGGAGUGACCUCUAAACCCUUGACCCGUCCGACCAAUACAGCCUUGUUUCUCUUACAGGCGCUAUUCACAUUGAGUUUCAUUUAGAUACUUUUUCUAUUCUACCUUAGUAUUGGUUUGCUAUAGAAUAUUGGACGCUUAUGUAACUCGGUUAAACAUGCAGGCUAACUUUUUAAAGCCUAUAUGUAUUCUGCCAGAUGCACCUCAAACGGUACUGAUUGUGUAUUCAUGUCUCACCAUGUUAAUGUGCAAUCCUGUCUGACUUUAUUUUUGUACCUGCUUUUCACUCUGUACAUUCACAGGUGUCGUGCACAACUUUCAUGGAAAAAUAAAGACUGUUACUUGAUGCAUUA